This is a messenger RNA of Saccostrea cuccullata (small rock oyster), 386 nucleotides long. Its product is annotated as mitochondrial import inner membrane translocase subunit Tim8 A-like. Lineage: Eukaryota; Metazoa; Mollusca; Bivalvia; Ostreida; Ostreidae. The record is from RefSeq and is a predicted model, not a curated record. The coding region runs from base 113 to 370 and encodes 85 amino acids. The transcript is spliced from 2 exons.
AUAACGAAAGAAUUACCUAAUUUUAACUCACAUUUUCUCUGUCCUAUUCUCUGUUCACCAGUCACAAGAACUAAUGUAAGAACUGUGUAGCUUUUCCUGUGUCAUUGAAAUCAUGGAGAUAUUACAGGAUCCAGUGAUGCAGCAAUUCAUAAAGGGAGAACAACAAAGACAAAAAUUUCAAGCGACUGUCCAGCAGUUAACUGAGGAAUGUUUUGACUAUUGUGUCACAUCUCCAGGAAAUAAACUUGGUUCUUCUGCUGAACAGUGCAUCAAAAACUGUGUUGACAGAUUCAUCGACACCACAAACUUUGUAGCCAAUCGUGUACAAAGAUCUGCCAUGUCAUCUUCUACCUCAUCAGGCUUUGAUUAAAUUCUCAUAGACUCAU